Messenger RNA from Wyeomyia smithii (pitcher-plant mosquito), 3939 nucleotides. RefSeq names its product basic helix-loop-helix neural transcription factor TAP (gene tap). The transcript has 2 exons. Bases 1995 to 3179 code for a protein of 394 amino acids. Lineage: Eukaryota; Metazoa; Arthropoda; Insecta; Diptera; Culicidae. Gene Ontology annotation, molecular function: protein dimerization activity. The record is from RefSeq and is a predicted model, not a curated record.
UGUCGCUAGUCGACAACUAAAAUUUUCAACUUAAUGCAUAAUACUAUCUGAAAUGGCUGGUUUUUUUUAGCGCAAUGCGAUUUAAAAAAAAUUAUAUCGUCGUACUACAGUUUUUAAGUCACGAAUUGAAACUGUUCUGUAUUGCGUUGGUGUGCUAAAACUGACAAAAUUUACGUUGCGCUUUGGAGGUGUUCCAGGUCAAAACCAAGCGAAUUAAGAAUGUCCGGGUCGGAUUCGCGUUUUGAUCGAAAAAAUUAGGGCUCGGGCACGGGUUUGUAAAACAUCAAAUCAAUCACGUAAUGCGAAUGGAAUGAAUCUUUUCGACUUUAGACGUUUUAUCCGUAGACACCAAGAUAGCCGAUGAGGAAAUCAAAUUAUGCUGCAGUUUUCGAGUAAUGGUCGUACUAGCAAAAACAGGAUCCUAUUUGUCGAUUCACUUACGAUAUUAACCCUCUAGUGCCCAGUGCCGCUUUUAGACGGGCUUCAGUAAAACAUCUAAUAAGCUUCAAUAAAUAUUUUAAAAGUGUUUAUAAAGAUUCAUUGUGAUUUUACCGAAGACCGUCUUAACAUUAAUUUGGGCACUAGAGGGUUAAGCUGGCAUGAUGUAAAAGAAGAGUAAGUUUGGCAUCAGGUAAAACACCAUCAAUGUGGUAUUCGAAGUGAAAUUCGCGUUUUUAAUACUGAUUACUAGCCAGUUCCUAUGGCACCAGAGCAAGUCGCUGAUAUUGAUCCUAGUUUGCUACAUGCGAAACUGCAGUGAAUACAGGUGGCGUAUUUAACAUUAUUUUAUUUACCAAACAGCGUGAAAUUAUGAAUGGCGGAAGACGAUUUGUUUUGACGGAAUGUGACUGAUAUACAUCCAAUUUAAUAGUGUGCCGAUCGGUUACCGUAAAAUAUAUUACCAAGCCGGUAAAUCCUGAUUGAGUUUAUAAGCGCUUGUUUAUGUGUAAUAUUCGGCAAAAACCGUACGUGUUUGAUACAUACCCUGUGAGAAUUGAUUUUCGAAACAAUUAUCGAUAAACAAACGGUAUAAUUCUAUCUGCUCAUUUUCCUCAGUCUUCACCCACAUCAGUUUGUAAUAAACAUAACCAUUUGUCCUACCCCAAUGUCUGCGUAAUGCAAGGGAGAUUUCCAGUUACCUUUCCCCAGUCUCCAAAUACACGUUUCACCAAAGCCACCCCGCUGCUUCACUUAAUCCCACCAGAUUAGCAGAAAAUAUUUGGGUAGUGUAUAAACAAAAAGCGUCCGACAACGAUUCUUGCUGAAAGGCCAAGACGCACACUUUUGAUAAAUGACUUGGACGGAUGCGCUAUGGCUCGUGCUAAGGGUAAGAAUCUGCCCCUGUCUCUACCGCCGUUGGAAUACUGGUGUGAUUAGCAUUCAAAGCUAGCCUAAGAAUGGGAAUGCGAACAUCAAAACGAAAUUUUCCUCACCACCCAAUUGAGCGAAAUUAGAUUUCGCUUCCGAAGGAAAACAACUCACAAAUGCAUAUCUGCGUCCGCCAUUAGAGGAGCACUUUGCACCAGUCCACACCGGCCGAAUCGGGUACCGGCCAACGCACGGUUGAAUGGAAUAAGGGAUCGGAGAUUUAGAUCCCUCCCUUUUACCGGCUGCCGGUUUCGCUACUUGGCUGAUUCGGCCUGCGAGGGAACGAGACGAACGAAUGACAAAAUGCAAUGGGAAAUGCUCAAUUCAUUCGAGAUAGCGAAGGGUAGCGCUGGUUAGUGGAAAAGGGACGGAGGAAAGUGUAAAUUGUUCAGAAGGAAUCCUCGGGGGACUCCUGACUAUACAGAUCCUGCGUAUAUAUUAUUACUCAGGACUCGUUGGACGAACCAGUUGGUGUUUGAUAGCGGCAGUGAUUAGAUCGAACAGGAGCAGUACUUCUUAACAGAGUGAAUUCUUAUUUAAAUAAUACUUUGGAUUAUGGAAAUCGUACUAUGACCGUGGAGAGAUAAAGUGCGUGAGGUGCGCAAAUUGAGAAAAAAAGAAGAAAAAUGUCAUCUCUCUGUGGAUUUGAUGAAACGUCUUUCGACGAUUUUGAGGACUACACAUCCGAGGAUAGUGGCUUCGAGAAAAGUUUAGAAUCCAGUGGCGACAUAUCAUUCAGUUUUGCCCCGCGAAAAUUAAGUUUCGACCCUGUCGUUUUGGCCUCAACUAUUUUGUCACAAGAACAACCCGGCCCUAAGAAACGUGGUCGCAAAUCACUGAAAGAUAAGAGCCUGGAACAUCUAUCAGCGGAAUUUAGUCCCAGCUUGGGUGUUCAAACUUCUACACCAACUAAACCGUCGGCCGCGAAUGGAGAGUCGAAACCAAAGCGAAAGUACGCAAUGGGGAAGAGCCGAAUAACCCGAAAUCGCAGCCCCACUCAAGUUCAGAAGAUCAAGCGGUUUCGUAGACUAAAGGCAAACGAUCGUGAGCGCAACCGAAUGCAUACCCUGAACGAAGCCCUCGAAAAGUUACGCCUUACUCUUCCGACUUUCCCCGAGGACACCAAGCUGACAAAGAUUGAGACUCUUAAGUUUGCGUAUAAUUACAUAUUUUCACUAGUUCAAGUACUUGAACUCGAUAGUGAAGUUCAUUUGGAUCUUGAAAAACUGCAAAGUCUUACACUAAGUGGCGAACGGAUCACGAAAGAAUUGUUUGAUGCCAUGUUUGUGAAUCCACCCUCUCACUUUAUGGAUCCUGGAUUUAGUUGUAACGAUUUUUACAGUAGCAUGCAUCAAUAUUCGAUCACAAUGAAUGAUGCUCCUGUAUACGAUCACCAGAACUUCUCCCGACAAAACUAUCAAAUGUUCCGAGGUGCCUUCGAUACAGCUUAUCACGAAGGUGCCCACAAAACUCAUCCUUCAAACCAAACUUAUUCUUCAGUGGCUUACUCAGCAGCCGGCCUUCAGCAUAACGGUGCACCAUCGAUGUUCAAUUCCGGUUACUAUAGCGGAACUCCUCAUACGUCUAUACCGGUGCAUUUGGAUAGUUCCUCAUACCCAACGGUAACACCUGUGGAUAGGAGUUGUGUGAAGACCUCCACUAACCCUGCAGUCCAACAAGGAAUGCAUUACGGGAGUAGUUUCUACAGCCAAACACCACCAUGGUCUGACACUUCAAAUUAUAGUGAGGCCGCGGGAUUUCCGAUGGAAAGCUGUCGGAAAGUUAGUGAGAGUUAUCCUGUUCAGUUGUAGUGUUUACUGUUGACAUUCAGGUUUUUUUGAAAAGCAUUACAUGUAAGGUUAACAAGUUGCAUAUGUUUAACGGAAAUUCUGGUGAUAAUUUUCAUAUAGAUGAACUAGUGAAAUUGAUACUGUAAAUUAUACUCUAUAACUAAUCGCAAACAAAAAGUGCAAUUGUCUCUCAUUCAAGAUCGAUCAGCGGAUCCCGAGUGAGGAACGAUGCAUUUAUUAAAUGCAAUACAUUGCCUUCACAAAGUGUAAAAUAUUGUGUGUUGGUAAAUAAGGCAAGCGAGAUCAUUUCUAAUCGAAUUCCAUACAAGUAAGAAUUCUAUUAAUAGUCAUCUCACCUAUCAUUUGUUCAAUUUGAGGACUGAAAUAAACUGCUAGUCACACUAGAAAAACACUCUAGGUUUGUUUGUAAACAUUAUCAAAUUAAUGACGAUUUGAAUUAAAUCAGAUCCAAAUAUCGCGAUGUUGUUUGCAAACGAAAACUUUAAAAUAUUCAUAAGUUUUAAACUGAUUCUUUCAACGGAAAGAAUCAGUAUAUAACUCAUACCAGUCAUAACAAACAUGUGAAAAUUGUUUUCGAAUUCAGCAUACGGUAUAUGUAUUGGAUUCGACAAUGAUUUUCAAUUGCAAACUCAGAUGCCUUUUGGAAAAUGUUAGAUUGCAUAUAAUUACCUAGUGUUAGAAAGUAGUAUUUUACUCAGAAAACUAUAUAUAUUUCGUACCAAUAUUCCGAAUAGGCUAUAUUCUAAAAAUAAAUCAUAUA